AUGGGUAAAAAAAGCAGUCUUGCUUUUUGGGACACAGCUCUAGAACGGGAACGCUUAAAAUGGGAGUUGAAAAUGGGAGGUCUUGGAAUGGGUCAGUUAAUUCCUCUCAAGGCAAAUAUGUCCCAGUCUCCGUCAUCAUCGUGGUCUGGAGGUGAAAAAGACAAUGGUAGUUUUUCGGAAAGUGAGGUUGAGCGUUGCGUUAAAGAAAUUCGCAACGAAAUGGAAAGAGAAGUAGAAAAUAGGAAAAUGUUGAAGAGGAAGGUGAAGAAAAUGGAGAGAUUGCCCACCCCAACGAGAAAUGCUAGAUCCCCCUUGCUUGUGGGGCUUCAUGCUUUGUUUUGCAGCACUGCCGAUGCUCAGAUGAUAAAGCUGGGACCAAAUCGAGCUACAAUGUAUGUGGCAUCCCCACCAUCCAUCCUGGAUGACUCUUAUCAACCAGCUUUUAAAACCCGUCUGUGCAGCGAUUAUACUACUACUAAAGGCUGCCAAUUUGGAGAAAAAUGCCAUUUUGCCCAUGGCAUUUGCGAAUUUGGAAAGCCUUUUUCUCUAACCUUUGGUGAAAGUCACCGUGCCAUGGCUUCAGGACGUUUUGCUGGUAAUCUGAGGCUACCUUUCUCACGUCGUCCCUUGAACAUUAACAAUGACCCACUCACUGCCCAAAUUAGUGUAGAUGCUUCCCUUGCUGGAGCCAUCUAUGGGCAUGAUGAUUUGAAAACUACGCUGUGUCGUUUAGGAGUUAAAAUAUUCAUCCAAGACACAAGUCAGGUGCUAAUCUCAAGAACAUUGAGCUUCAGGGCAAGUUUCAACAGCUCAAGGCUGCGAGUUCUCUGGUAA
Molecule: messenger RNA, 834 nt
Organism: Cornus florida
Lineage: Eukaryota; Viridiplantae; Streptophyta; Magnoliopsida; Cornales; Cornaceae
Product: zinc finger CCCH domain-containing protein 14-like
Exons: 4
Coding region: 1-834 (277 amino acids)
Molecular function (GO): metal ion binding; mRNA binding
Source: RefSeq, a predicted model, not a curated record